Molecule: messenger RNA, 2479 nt
Organism: Photinus pyralis (common eastern firefly)
Lineage: Eukaryota; Metazoa; Arthropoda; Insecta; Coleoptera; Lampyridae
Product: neprilysin-2-like
Exons: 9
Coding region: 129-2324 (731 amino acids)
Biological process (GO): protein processing
Cellular component (GO): plasma membrane
Molecular function (GO): metalloendopeptidase activity
Source: RefSeq, a predicted model, not a curated record
AUCUAUAACCUCGAGAUUAAUAGUAUACGAAGAUAAAAAUGAAAAACGUUUAGCAAAUCGCGAAACUUGGGAAGUAUUAUUUAUUUGCAGAAGUGAAAAGCGCUCGCGGUGUAAGGAACAAAAUUAAAAUGCAGCGCCGUCGAAUGAUAUGUUUAAUUGCGGCUACCGUGUGCGCUGUUGUUGUGAUUGUACUUCUUGCAGUGUUCUUAAACAAAAAAACCGAAAUUAAAAGUGAAUCGCACGCAUCAUCGAUACAGUCCACCACCACACAGCCCGAAUGCCAUACUCCUGGAUGUCUUAAAGCCGCUAGAGAAAUACAAAGUUUUAUAGAUCCCUCAGUGGACCCGUGCGACGACUUUUACUCAUUCGCCUGCGGUAAAUUUCUGAAAGAGACCCAGAUACCGUCGGAUAAAGAUCAAGUUACCGUAUUUACUCACGUGGAACAAUCGCUACAAAACCAACUAAAACUUCUAAUUGAAGAGCCACAAACGAAGGACGAAAUAAAACCGUUUACUUUAUUGAAGAAUUUUUACACAGUGUGCAUGAAUACGUCCGCCAUUGAGGCUGACGGUAUUAAUACAGUGAAAGAAAUCAUCAAGGAUUUAGGCGGCUGGCCCGUUGUCGAGGGAAAAGCGUGGAAGGAGCAUGAGUUUGAUUGGCAGUGGUCGGUUUUCAAAUUUCGAAAGCACGGGCUCGGUACCGAUAACUUUAUAUCGUUUAAUUUAUUUCCGGACUUCAAGAACUCAUCGAGGCGUAUGCUCAAUUUAGAUCAAGUUGAGCUGGAAUUGGACCGGGAGAACUGGAUAACUGGUCUGAGUGAUGAAGUUGUAAAGGCUUACUUUAAUUACAUGGUCGAGGUGGCGGUAAUUUUUGGAGCGGAAAGGAAGUUUGCUGAAUAUGAGUUGGAGGUGAUGAUCAGAUUUAGAGGAGAACUUGCCAAUAUUACGUUGCCUCCAGAAGAACGCCGCAACGAAACCGCUCUUUACAAUCCCAUGACCAUAAGAGAACUACAAGAAAGAUAUCCGUCAAUAAAAUGGGUAGAGUUCAUAAACAACGUUAUGGCGUUCACCGAUAGAGGAAUGACGAUUAAUGAUUCCGUUGUCAUAAACGUUCCGGAGUAUAUCUCUCAAUUAGAAAAGUUACUUCAGAAAACUUCGCGAAGGGUACAAGCCAAUCACGCCAUUUUCCAAGCCGUGAGGUCCUUGCAGUCCUAUUUGCCUGAAAGGAUAAGAGUUUUGCAAGAUAAGUUUGAAACUGUUCUAUACGGAACGACAACUAGAAUGGCGAAAUGGCGACAGUGUAUAAAUACAGCAAAAGACAUGUUGGGGCAUGCAGCCGGGGCGUUGUAUAUACGGACAUACUUUUCGGAGGAAGCACGAAGGAGCGCCAUUGAAAUGGUGACCAAUAUCCGAAGUAAAUUUGUCGAUAUAUUAAGAAUGCUCACAUGGAUGGAUGAAAGUACCAAAGCGACGGCGAUAGACAAAGCGAUGGCGAUUCACGCACAUAUUGGUUACGCAGUUGAGCUUUUGGACGACAAAAAGCUCGAGGAAUACUAUGAACCGCUGAAUGAUUUCUAUACAACAAACUACAUUCAUUUUAUCGGGAAUAUUACGAUGUUUAAAACCGACAAAACGGUAGGGCUUGUCUGGACACCAAUAAAUAAAACCGAUUGGGUUACGAGACCUUCGCCCAUUGUCAUCAAUGCAUUCUACGAUCCUAGUGAAAACGGAAUUCAAUUUCCGGCGGCCAUACUCCAGGGAAUAUUCUUUGAUAGUGAUCGAAUUCACGCUAUGAACUACGGGUCCAUAGGUCAAAUUAUUGGACACGAGUUGACUCACGGGUUUGACGACGAAGGAAAGCAGUAUGAUAAAAAUGGUAACCUAGUGAAUUGGUGGGAUGAAGGGACAGACGAGGCAUUCUCCGAGAAAGCAAAGUGCAUAAUCGACCAGUACAACAAUAUAACUGUACCCGAGGUGAAAUUAAAUUUACAUGGAAUUAACACACAAGGAGAAAAUAUCGCCGAUAACGGUGGAUUGAAAGAGGCAUAUUUGGCGUAUCAGUCGUGGGUGGAAGUCCAUGGCCCUGAACCACAACUUCCCGGGCUUAAUUAUACUGCGAAUCAAUUAUUUUGGAUAUCGGUGGCGAACACGUGGUGCACGUGCCAUAGGAAGGAAUCGUUACGACAGGAUGUCUUAACGGAUAACCAUUCCCCUCCAAAGUAUCGCGUUUUAGUGCCAUUGAGAAAUUCAGAUUACUUCCAUAAGGACUUUCACUGCAAGGAAGGAUCUAACAUGAAUCCCAAAGAGAAAUGUAGCGUUUGGUAACUGCUACAAACAAUCAUUUUUUGCCGAACGCGUGGACUUCGAAACGCUAUUGUACCAGAAGACGUCGUGUUUGGCGAAAUAUGAAACCCUAAUCUAAAAAUGUACAAAUGCCAAUUUCCACCUCUGUUGGCUAACAAUAAAUAUACAAGUACUUA